AUGGGAGACAAGUCGGCCUACAUGGGAGUUGGAGCCUAUUGCGGAGGAUCGACCGCUGGACAUGGAUAUGCUCGCGAGGAGUACGCAUAUGGUGAAGCAGCUAAAAGAGCACAACAACAGUCGGGAAGUGGUGUCGGCGAACAACAACAGCAGCAAUCGCAAUCGCAAUCGCAAUCGCAACAGCAACAGCAACAGCUUCCCCCCGGAGUGACCAAGCCCCGCACUGACGUUUCCUGCUACAUGGGACCCAUC
This is a messenger RNA of Mesorhabditis belari, 252 nucleotides long. The record is from the annotation of a GenBank genome assembly. Lineage: Eukaryota; Metazoa; Nematoda; Chromadorea; Rhabditida; Rhabditidae.